Molecule: messenger RNA, 1942 nt
Organism: Amblyraja radiata (thorny skate)
Lineage: Eukaryota; Metazoa; Chordata; Chondrichthyes; Rajiformes; Rajidae
Gene: ttc38
Product: tetratricopeptide repeat domain 38
Exons: 15
Coding region: 278-1684 (468 amino acids)
Molecular function (GO): protein binding
Source: RefSeq, a predicted model, not a curated record
UCUACCCCCCCCGCAGCGCCGGUUGGCCGCAAUCGUGGAGAGGAGGAGGCAGGAGGGGGCGGGAAAUAAACACAAGCGCCAGCCAGGACCGUGACAAUCAGUCAAACUUCCUCCCCGUGCUCGGUAUCCCCACUUGUGGUAAAGCACCAACCAGUGGCAAGGAUGUGUUUGCGGACUUUAAAUGCGGACAUGAUCUGAUUUGCAGCAGCAGCAACAACUCACAGCAAAGAUUAGAUUCCCAGCGGAAAGUUGCAGAAGUUCGCUAAAGCGACAGAGAAUGCAGCGCUCCAGUCUCAGGGAUUGCAAGGCUUGGCAGGAUGCAGGACUUCCCCUCUCCACAGCCAGCAAUGAGGCUUGCAAAUUAUAUGAUGCUUUUCUAACUCAGUGGAUCAGUUGGACCAACGAUGCAAGUCUCGGAGGGAUUGAGGGUUGUCAGUCUCGGCUAAAGGCCGCUGAUCCAGACUUUGUGAUGGGGCAUGUCAUCAUCAACGGGCUGGAGCUGAUUGGCACAGGGCGGUCGGUUGUGCUGGAUAAGGACCUGGCUGCCUCGAUCAAGAGGAUGGUUGAACUCUCAAAGACACAAGAGGUCACCGAGCGGGAACGUUUACAUGUCAGAGCACUGGAGAUGUUUGCAAAGGGGUCUCUUCCAAAAGCAUGUGAUAUCUGGGAACAGAUCCUUCUGGACAAACCAACUGAUCUGCUGGCGUUGAAAUUAGCGCACGACUCCUACUUCUAUCUGGGAUUCCAGCCUCAACUGAGAGACUCUAUUGCGCGAGUCCUUCCACACUGGACCCCAACAAUCCCGCUAUACGGUUACUUGAAAGGCAUGUAUUCGUUUGGAUUGGUGGAGACAAACUUUUAUGAUCUGGCAGAAAAAACAGCAACAGAGAGCUUGGCUUUGAACCCAGGCGAUGCCUGGUCUGUUCACUCCAUGGCGCACAUACACGAGAUGCGUGCAGACGUGGAGGGUGGACUAAAGUUUAUGAAGCAGACGGAGAAGAACUGGAUGAACUCUGACAUGCUUGCCUGUCACAAUUACUGGCACUGGACCCUCUACCACAUUGAAAAGGGGGAAUAUGAAGCUGCACUCACCAUCUACGAUGAUUACAUUUACAAAAGGUGCUUGUCGGUUGGAGCAAUGCUGGAUAUAGUGGAUGCAUCCUCCAUGCUGUUUCGUCUCCAAAUGGAAGGUGUUAAUAUUGAUGAUCGCUGGAAAGAAGUUGUCAAAGUUACAACGAAUCACUCCAAGGAUCACAUUCUCAUCUUCAACGAUGCCCACAUCCUGAUGUCCCUCUGUGGAGCGAAAGACACGGAGAUAGCAGCUCAGUUCGUGGCAUCACUGCAGGAACUCGCCCAAGCUCCUGGUGAGAAUUAUCAACACCAGCAUUUUCAGGAGCUGGGACUCCCGAUCUGCCAAGCCAUCGUGGAAUUUGCAAAUGGGAAUUACAGCCAGACUGUGGAUCUCUUACAUCCAGUUCGUUACCAGUUCCAGAAGAUUGGUGGGAGUAAUGCACAGAGAGAUGUCUUUAACCUGUUGCUGAUCAAUGCUGCUUUAAAAUCGGACAACAAACUUCACCAGAAGCUGGCUAGGUGCUUGCUGGUGGAACGCGACGGUAUGAGACCAAACUCUCUAAUGACCGAGAGACUGACCCGCAAAGCCAUGUCGUUGCACAGUCUAGAGUGAAUCAAGAUCAGAAGCAUGCAACAUCAAUCUGAAUAGAUCCAAGCAACACAAUCCAAACCUGUUAGUCACUAUUGAUUAUUAUUAGAAUAGAAAAUGCGAGAGGGGUUGUCAAAGUAGGGAAGGGAAAAGGAAGAAUGGGAGGGGAAAGUAAGGGGGAUGCCGGAGUGAAAUGUGGAUGAGGGGCAGGAAUGGGAACAGAAUAUUGGGGAGGCAAAAAGAGGUGGAUGAUGUGGCCUGGUUUUUUUUUGGGAGGGGGGU